AUGAGCAUUCCACGUGCUGGUUGGCGUCUUGCUCGCUCAUGGAAUCCUGGCCAUCGACUCUACUCCUCUGCAACAUCGUCUGCGCGUCUGAAUGUACCCAUCGACUACAAAGCCACUCCUCUACUACACCAUGCACCAUCGUCGAUAUCGAACUCACAGGAGCUACCCCAGUCCGCCAACACAAAGCGAAUGAACCUCUACCAAGCCAUCAAUUCGGCGCUUCGUACGGCCAUGUCGGCCUCCGACAAAGUCAUCCUCUUUGGCGAAGACGUGGCUUUUGGCGGUGUAUUUCGCUGUUCGAUGGAUCUACAAAUGGAGUUUGGCCAACACCGAGUAUUCAAUACUCCGCUGACAGAACAAGGAAUUGCUGGGUUUGCGAUCGGUGCUGCUGCUCAAGGCUUGAAGCCUGUGGCUGAAAUUCAAUUCGCUGAUUACGUCUACCCUGCUUUUGAUCAGAUUGUGAAUGAGGCAGCCAAGUUUAGAUAUCGCGAGGGAGCCACUGGGGCUGAUGCUGGAGGGUUGGUGUUUCGAAUGCCUUGUGGCGCAGUUGGACAUGGCGCACUUUAUCAUACUCAAUCUCCCGAGUCGCUGUUUUCCCACAUUCCCGGUGUGCGCGUGGUGAUGCCACGUUCCCCCACACAGGCGAAGGGACUCUUGCUAUCGGCGAUCCUGGAAUGCAACGACCCAGUAAUCUUCAUGGAGCCUAAGAUCUUGUACCGCGCAGCUGUCGAGCACGUUCCUACCGAGUCAUAUACCCUGCCGCUCAGCAAAGCAGAUAUUGUGAAACCAGGUUCUGACCUGACCAUCAUUUCCUACGGACAGCCGCUCUAUCUAUGCUCCCAAGCCAUAUCCGCAGUGGAGCAAGCCCGAAAAGGUGUGAACAUCGAAUUGAUUGACUUGCGAACCAUAUACCCAUGGGAUCGCCAGACAGUCUUGGACAGCGUCAAACGAACGGGACGAGCCAUUGUAGUCCACGAGAGCAUGGUCAAUUACGGAGUCGGAGCUGAGGUUGCAGCGACAAUCCAAGAAGGCGCCUUUCUCCGGUUGGAAGCGCCCGUCAAGCGAGUCGCUGGCUUGACUACACACACUGGGCUGGCAUUUGAAAGCUUUAUCAUGCCUGAUGUUGCGAAAAUCCACGAUGCUAUUGUACAAACUCUUGAUUAUUAA
Talaromyces amestolkiae is the source of this 1167-nucleotide messenger RNA. RefSeq lists its product as uncharacterized. Gene Ontology annotation, molecular function: catalytic activity. The transcript is spliced from 3 exons. Gene Ontology annotation, biological process: branched-chain amino acid catabolic process; response to nutrient. The record is from RefSeq and is a predicted model, not a curated record. NCBI's taxonomy places the organism in Eukaryota, Fungi, Ascomycota, Eurotiomycetes, Eurotiales, Trichocomaceae. Bases 1 to 1167 code for a protein of 388 amino acids.